CAUGGAUUAACACACAUGUGUGGGACUGUAAAGAUGAGGCACUGCUACUACAAUGAGAGUGUGGGGUUUUUCUACAACAACAGCCGGAAGGAGCUGACCACCUACUGGAGGACCAAGGAUGUCUUAGUCGUUGCCCUGGGCCUGACAGUCAGCGUCAUCGUGCUCCUGACCAACCUGCUGGUCAUCAGCGCCAUCAUUAUCAACCGGCGCUUCCACUACCCCAUCUACUACCUGCUGGGGAACCUGGCGGCAGCGGACCUCUUCGCAGGCAUUGCCUACAUGUUCCUCAUGUUCCACACGGGGCCCAGGACAGCAGGGCUCUCUCUCAGGACCUGGUUCAUCCGGCAGAGCCUCCUGGACACCAGCCUGACUGCCUCGGUGGUGAACCUGCUGGCCAUCGCAGUGGAGAGGCACCAGACUAUCUUCACCAUGCAGCUACACAGCUCCAUGUCCAACCAGCGGGUGGUGAUCCUGAUCAUCUGCAUUUGGGUCACAGCCCUGCUGCUGGGCCUCAUCCCGUCCUAUGGCUGGCACUGCCUGUGUGACCUGGGCAACUGCUCCAGGAUGGCACCCCUCUACAGCAGGAGCUACUUGACCUUUUGGGCCCUCUCCAACCUGUUCAUCUUCCUGAUCAUGGUGGUCGUCUACACUCACAUCUUUGUCUAUGUCAAGAGGAAGAUGACGAGCAUGUCCAAGCACACUAGCUUCCACCCCCGCUACAAGGAGACCAUGAUCAAUCUCAUCAAAACCGUCAUCAUCAUUCUCAGUGCCUUCGUUAUCUGCUGGACUCCAGGGCAGGUGCUGCUCCUGCUGGACGGCCUGGCCUGUGAGAGCUGCAAUGUGCUGGCAAUGGAGAAGUAUGUCCUCUUGCUGGCAGAGAUCAAUUCGCUCAUCAACGCCAUUGUCUACUCCUAUCGGGACAAUGAGAUGCGCAGCACCUUCCGGAAGAUCCUCUGCUUUAUCUGCUACAGGAAUCCCAAAUACUCUCCUGCAUCGGUCAAGUCCAAUGUCACGAAACGCAGGAUUCUCUCGCAGAACGGCCAUUCUAUCAUGGACUCCUCGCUGUAG
Emys orbicularis (European pond turtle) is the source of this 1068-nucleotide messenger RNA. RefSeq names its product lysophosphatidic acid receptor 2 (gene LPAR2). Lineage: Eukaryota; Metazoa; Chordata; Testudines; Emydidae. Gene Ontology annotation, biological process: adenylate cyclase-activating G protein-coupled receptor signaling pathway; regulation of metabolic process. The record is from RefSeq and is a predicted model, not a curated record. The transcript has 3 exons. Gene Ontology annotation, cellular component: plasma membrane; cytoplasm. The coding region runs from base 16 to 1068 and encodes 350 amino acids. Gene Ontology annotation, molecular function: lysophosphatidic acid receptor activity.